AUGUCAUAUAAUGUGACUUCGUUCAUCGUCAUUACUAGCAUCGCUGUUUCUAGAGCUGCUAUUUCAAGUUUCGUGUUGCAAAGAUUGCCGUUUGGUGCUACAGCUACUGGUGUUUGCUUCGAUGAAGAACCAGAAUUUCAAUUAUUGAGUAAUAAAAAACCAGAAUUUCAAUUGAGCGAUAAAGAACCAGAAUUUCAAUUGUUGAGCAAUGAAGAACCAGAAUUUUAA
Dentiscutata erythropus is the source of this 228-nucleotide messenger RNA. The record is from the annotation of a GenBank genome assembly. NCBI's taxonomy places the organism in Eukaryota, Fungi, Glomeromycota, Glomeromycetes, Diversisporales, Gigasporaceae.